GGGAGGCGGGCGCGGAUUGGCGGCGCCGCGAGGGGCGGGUGAAUGAACGGGGCGCGGGGCGCGGGGCAGCGGCCGAGCCCCGGUGCGGAGCGGCCCCGGGAGCGCAGCGGGCACCGGCGGAGUCGCCGCCGCCGCCAGCAGCCGGGGCCAUGGGCACGCCGGCCUCGGUGGUGAGCGACCCUCCGGGGCGAGCGGCGCCCGCGGUCCGCUGCCGCAAGCGGGCCUCGGCCAACAUAUUUCAGGGCGUGGGGCUGCCGGAGCUGCGGAGCCUGUUCCGGAGCGGCGGGGCCGAGCGGCCGGAGGAGCUUGCCCGCCUCGUCUGGCGGUACGCGGGCCAGCGGCGCAUGGCGCGGGCCCUGCGGCGGCUGCGGCGACGGCGGCCGACCCAGCCCGGCAGCGGGAUGGCGGCUCUGCGGCGCUUCGGCCGCUUGCGGAUCACAGAGAAGGAGCCCGAGGGCACCCGCGGCACCGAGGCGCCCUCGGGGUCCCUGUAGCAGCGCUGAACAGCCGGGCCGGAACAUCCAGGCUCUCUGAAGACACUAAGUGUAUUGGAUGGAGUGCAAUGGUUAAUAAAAGGUGGACAGUA
Messenger RNA from Apus apus (common swift), 586 nucleotides. It is a transcript of the gene AVPI1, whose product is annotated as arginine vasopressin induced 1. The coding region runs from base 150 to 494 and encodes 114 amino acids. The transcript is spliced from 3 exons. The record is from RefSeq and is a predicted model, not a curated record. NCBI's taxonomy places the organism in Eukaryota, Metazoa, Chordata, Aves, Apodiformes, Apodidae.